Messenger RNA from Olea europaea var. sylvestris, 435 nucleotides. RefSeq lists its product as uncharacterized. The transcript has 2 exons. The record is from RefSeq and is a predicted model, not a curated record. Lineage: Eukaryota; Viridiplantae; Streptophyta; Magnoliopsida; Lamiales; Oleaceae. Bases 1 to 339 code for a protein of 112 amino acids.
AUGUCAAAUAGGAUUGCCUCAACACCAGGAGAUGGGCAGUUUGAGAGCAAAUGGAUGUUUCUACUCUAUACGGAACUAGUUAAAGCAGCGAUUUACAUAGCCAUUCAAGAGAACAUAAAAGCAAGUCAAGGCAUCAUGAAUAGACUAAUUUUGUUAAAUGCUUUGAUUCAUCCAAUCCAAAAUAAGAAAUCGACUGAGAAUGACAGAAACGCACCGAAAUUUGAUGGAUCGGAAUUCCCGUCGGAGCACGAUCAUCGAAAUGAAUUUAUCUCGGUGUUGAAAAAACCUUCGCUCUUGAGUAGAAGAGAGGCGGGAUCAAUUGACAGUUGCACGAAUUAGGAUGGAAGUCUUUGAGAUUCUGUAUUUUAUAAUGUUUAUUUCAAUAAUAAACUUCUUCAUUUUUUACAAUUUAAUUUGAAGUAAUUCAUUUUAACA